Molecule: messenger RNA, 562 nt
Organism: Pseudophryne corroboree (corroboree frog)
Lineage: Eukaryota; Metazoa; Chordata; Amphibia; Anura; Myobatrachidae
Gene: UBA52
Product: ubiquitin A-52 residue ribosomal protein fusion product 1
Exons: 5
Coding region: 120-506 (128 amino acids)
Biological process (GO): protein ubiquitination; modification-dependent protein catabolic process; translation
Cellular component (GO): ribosome; nucleus; cytoplasm
Molecular function (GO): ubiquitin protein ligase binding; protein tag activity; structural constituent of ribosome
Source: RefSeq, a predicted model, not a curated record
UGCAUAGGGGCAGACAUUGUCCCGCCUAGAGACGAACGAGAGAAAACGUCACUUCCUGUUCCGCUUGGUCCUUUUCUCCUUAGUCGGGCCGCUGUGCGGGGUAUCCGGAAGGUGCAAAGAUGCAGAUCUUUGUAAAAACACUCACUGGGAAAACAAUCACGCUUGAGGUUGAGCCCAGCGAUACUAUUGAAAAUGUUAAGGCCAAGAUUCAGGACAAGGAAGGUAUCCCCCCUGAUCAACAGCGUCUGAUCUUUGCUGGCAAGCAGCUUGAAGAUGGGCGUACUCUGUCUGACUAUAACAUCCAGAAAGAGUCAACAUUGCAUCUGGUGCUGCGUCUGCGUGGUGGUAUCAUUGAGCCUUCCCUUCGCCAACUUGCCCAGAAGUAUAACUGUGACAAAAUGAUUUGUCGCAAAUGCUAUGCCCGUCUUCAUCCUCGUGCUGUUAACUGCCGCAAGAAGAAGUGUGGGCAUACCAACAAUCUGCGUCCCAAGAAGAAGCUCAAAUAAGCUCAUCUUGUCCACCACGUAUUUUGUGACUGAAAAAUAAAAUUUAUCUCAAGUUU